Messenger RNA from Equus caballus (horse), 2732 nucleotides. It is a transcript of the gene TLR1, whose product is annotated as toll like receptor 1. Gene Ontology annotation, molecular function: transmembrane signaling receptor activity; Toll-like receptor 2 binding; lipopeptide binding. The record is from RefSeq and is a predicted model, not a curated record. Lineage: Eukaryota; Metazoa; Chordata; Mammalia; Perissodactyla; Equidae. Gene Ontology annotation, biological process: cellular response to triacyl bacterial lipopeptide; toll-like receptor signaling pathway; immune response. Gene Ontology annotation, cellular component: plasma membrane; Toll-like receptor 1-Toll-like receptor 2 protein complex.
GAGUCUUUCCGAGUGGUGAUGGAGGAGGUAUACUGGGUCCUUUUCUGGGUUCAAAGAAAUGAGGAUAACCAAAGCAUCAGUGGGCAUCUCUACAAAAGCGAUCUGCGUAUCAGAAUACUCUGAAGAAUAGCAACUACCCUUAGGAAUCUCUAGUGUUAGAAAAUGACUAAAACUAAUUCUGGCAUCUUCCACUUUGCCAUCAUCUUUGUGUUAAUACUUGAGAUUGGAAUCCAAUCAUCUGAUGAAAGGGAAUUUUUUGUUGACAGAUCUAAAGCAGGUCUCACCCAUGUUCCCAAAGAUCUAUCUCUGAAAACAACAAUCUUAGAUAUAUCACAAAACUAUAUAUCUGAGCUUCGGACUUCUGACAUCCAAUUACUAUCAAAGCUGAGGAUUUUGAUAAUUUCUCAUAAUAAAAUCCAGUAUCUUGAUAUCAGUGUUUUCAAAUUCAACCUGGAAUUGGAAUACUUGGAUUUGUCCCACAACAAGUUGGGGAAGAUUUCUUGCCACCCUACUGUGAACCUCAAGCACUUAGACCUCUCAUUUAAUGCAUUUGAUGCCCUGCCCAUAUGCAAAGAGUUUGGCAACAUGUCUCAACUAGAAUUUCUGGGGUUGAGUGCCACACAGUUACAAAAAUCUAGUGUGCUGCCAAUUGCUCAUUUGCAUAUCAGUAAGGUUUUACUGGUCUUAGGAGACCCUUAUGGGGAAAAAGAAGACUCUGAGAGCCUUCGACACCUUAACACAGAGAGUCUGCACAUUGUUUUCCCGACAAGAAAGGAAUUCCAUUUCAUUUUGGAUGUGUCCCUCAGCACUGCAGUAAAUCUGGAACUGUCUAAUAUCAAAUGUGUGCUGGAUGAUAACCGAUGUUCUUAUUUCCUAAAUGUUCUGUCAAAACUUCAAAAGAAUCCAAGGUUAUCAAGUCUUACUUUAAACAACAUUGAAACAGCUUGGGAUUCUUUUAUUAUGAUCCUCCAGUUGGUUUGGCAUACAAGUGUAGAAAAUUUCUCGAUUAAAAAUGUGAAACUACAAGGUCGCCUUGGCUUCAGAGAUUUUGAUUAUUCUAACACUUCACUGAAGGCCUUGUCUAUAUACCAAGUUGUCAGUGAUGUGUUCAGUUUUCCACAAAGUUCUAUCUACAAAAUCUUUUCAAAUAUGACCAUCCAAAAUUUCACAGUAUCUGGUACACACAUGAUCCACAUGCUUUGCCCAUCUCAAAUUAGCCCAUUUCUGCAUUUGGAUUUUUCCAAUAAUCUCUUAACAGACACGAUUUUUAGAGAUUGUGGAACAUUGACUAAGCUGGAGACAUUUAGUUUACAAAUAAAUCAAUUAAAAGAACUUACAAAUAUAGCUCAUAUGACCAAGGAGAUGAAGUCUCUACAUCAAUUGGAUAUUAGCCAGAAUUUUUUAAGGUAUGAUGAAAAUGAAGGAAAUUGCUCUUGGACUAGAAGUUUAUUAAGUUUAAAUAUGUCUUCAAAUAUACUUACUGACUCUGUUUUCAGAUGUUUACCUCCCAGGAUCAAGGUACUUGAUCUUCACAAUAACAGAAUAAGGAGCAUCCCUAAACAAAUCAUGAAACUAGAAUCUUUGCAAAAACUCAAUGUUGCUCUCAAUUCUUUAACCAACCUUCCUGGAUGUGGUGCCUUUAACAGCCUUUCUACACUGAUCAUUGACCAUAAUUCAAUUUCCAACCCAUCAGUUGACUUCUUCCAGAGCUGCCAGAAGAUUAGGUCAAUAAAAGCAGGGAACAAUCCAUUCCAAUGUACGUGUGAGCUAAGAGAAUUUAUCCAAAGUAUAGGCCAAGUAUCAAGUGAUGUGGUAGAGGGUUGGCCUGAUUCUUAUAAGUGUGAGUAUCCAGAAAGCUAUAAGGGAACCCCACUAAAGGACUUUCAUCUGUCUCAAUUAUCCUGCAACACAGCUCUGCUUGUUGUCACCAUUGUGGUCCCUGUGCUGGUGUUGGCUGUUACUGUGAGCAUCCUCUGUAUCUACCUGGAUCUGCCCUGGUAUCUCAGGAUGGUGUGUCAGUGGACCCAGACCCGGCGCAGGGCUAGGAACAUACCCUUAGAAGAACUCCAAAGAACUCUCCAGUUCCAUGCUUUUAUUUCAUAUAGUGGGCACGAUUCUGCCUGGGUGAAGAGUGAAUUACUACCAAACUUAGAAAAGGAGGAUAUACGGAUUUGUCUCCAUGAGAGAAACUUUAUUGCUGGCAAGAGCAUUGUGGAAAAUAUCAUAAACUGCAUUGAGAAAAGUUACAAGUCCAUCUUUGUUUUGUCUCCCAACUUUGUUCAGAGUGAGUGGUGCCAUUAUGAGCUCUACUUUGCCCACCACAAUCUCUUUCAUGAAGCUUUUAAUAACUUAAUCCUGAUCUUGCUGGAACCCAUUCCACAAUAUUCCAUUCCCAGUAGCUAUCACAAGCUGAAAAUUCUCAUGGCAAAGAGGACUUAUUUGGAAUGGCCCAAGGAGAAGAGCAAACAUGGACUUUUUUGGGCUAACCUAAGAGCAGCCAUUAAUAUUAAGUUGAUGGAGUAAUCAAAAUAAAUAGAUCACAUGUAGAUCUAAAAGUAUUCUUUUCACUGUUGCUGCUUUUGGAAGUUCCAACAAUGACCUUAUUUUGCAUUGACCUGAAUCUAAACGCGAUUUUGGAUUUAUGAUGUAGAUAACAUGUGUACUUUCAGGCCCCCGUUCACCAUUUAUAUGUGGUAAUAAAAAUUAAUGAAGUGAUAUAAUCUUGAUUUAAA